AUGGCGGCCUUACAAGAUCCUGGUUGUGCCAAAAAGAAAAGAGUAUCUUCCCGCACACAGCUGGAAUACUGCUACAGAUCACAAGAUGCAGUUCCAGCACGAGUAGUGCUUUAUAUCCUGUCAUUUACUGGAUUUUUGACAAAUUUCAUGAUGCGCACCGAUAUUAAUAUCGCUAUGGUUGCUAUGGUUGUGCUGGCACCCCCCUCCUCCAAUGUGAACUCUACUCUGAACUCUCUUGUAUGCUAUAGUUACUCUCCAAACACUACAUCAAGUGAAGACGAUGAUGCUCCCACCCCUUCCCAAGAAGAGGGUGAGUUUCACUGGGAUGCAACGGUUCAAGGAGCUAUAUUAAGCUCCUUUUACUGGUGUUAUAUUCUCUCCCAGGUGGUGGGGGGAGUAUUAACACAGAAGUUUGGUACGAAAGCAGUGUUUGGGUAUUCCCAGCUGGCCACCGCAAUCUGCUCUUUGUUCAUUCCUGUAGCUGCCUCGAUCCAUUACAGUCUACUGAUUGUACUUAGAUCAAUACAAGGAAUUGCGUCUGGUCUCACCUGGCCUGCCAUGUACGCCAUUGUUGGUCAAUGGAUCCCUUCCAGUGAACGCAGUCGAUUUAUGUCAUCAUUCCAAGGCCUCAGUUGUGGCAUCGGGCUAACUUACCCGCUGGCUGGAUACCUCAUAGCCUACUCUGGGUGGCGAUCUGUGUUCUACACCACAGGCUCCAUAGGCGUCGUCUGGUGCAUCUUCUGGUAUUUCUUUGCGUUCGAUGCUCCACAGAAACAUCCACGCAUCUCUAAACAGGAACUGGAAUACAUAGAAGCUAACAUCAGCUCAGCAGUUCAAUCUGAUCAUUCAAUGAAGGUACCUUGGAGAGCUAUACUGACAUCAUUCCCUGCUUGGGCCAUAGGAAUCACAACGUUUGGCCGUAUCUGGGUCCAGUACUCUUUUAUUAUUCGUGGACCAAUGUACAUGAAGACUGUUCUCGGAUUUAGUAUUCAAAAGAAUGGAGUGCUCAGUGGCCUGCCAUUCCUGCUAAGUUAUCUGUCGUCUGUUGUGUUUUGUUACAUUGCUGACUAUCUCGUCACAAGAAACUUGAUCGGGCUUACUAAUGUUCGGAAGAUAUUCACAGCUAUGUCACAAGUAUUGCCAGGGCUGAUGAUGUUAGCUAUAGGAUACCUAGGCUGUGACAUCACCUUGGUGCUGAUCACAUGGUUCCUGGCUGUUGCUCUCAUCACCGCCUCCUACGCAGGAGCCAUGGCCAGCAUCGUUGACAUCGGACCUAACUUUGCAGGUCCAAUCCUUGGAUUUGCACAGACAAUACACAUGACUGCUAGUUUCCUGGCUCCGAUGGUGGCUGCUUUCAUACUGCGAAACGAUUCUGGCUUGGAGCAGUGGAGGAAAGUGUUCUGGGUGGCGUGCUGUAUUGCUGUUAGCACCUAUUUCUUCUUUCAAGUGUUUGGAACUUCUGAAGUUCAACCUUGGAAUUAUCGUGAUGGGAAGCUACCGGACGAAGACACCGAACCUCUUCGCAAGAAGAAGGCAACACGUCAGGACAGUGAUGACUGCGACACACCAUUGACGACAACACAUCACCAGCUCAACAAUACACAUCAAGGACACAUCACCACAAGCGGUCUGUGAGGCAUUUAAUAGUGCUUGUGUACAGGAGUCAUGUAGUAGCCACUCAGAAGAUAGCUAGGCUAGCAGUGGACUAUAGCAGUGUUAGACUUAAACUAUAAGCAAGUGGAAGUGACAUUUCUAUUAGUAAUC
Messenger RNA from Homalodisca vitripennis (glassy-winged sharpshooter), 1764 nucleotides. RefSeq names its product sialin-like. The record is from RefSeq and is a predicted model, not a curated record. Gene Ontology annotation, molecular function: transmembrane transporter activity. Lineage: Eukaryota; Metazoa; Arthropoda; Insecta; Hemiptera; Cicadellidae. Gene Ontology annotation, cellular component: plasma membrane. Bases 1 to 1635 code for a protein of 544 amino acids. The transcript is spliced from 10 exons. Gene Ontology annotation, biological process: transmembrane transport; monoatomic anion transport.